AGGACUACAACUUCCAUGAUGCUCGGGGAGGCAGGGGGCGGGCCUGCCGCGCUGGUGUUUCCGGCGGCGGCGGCGGCGGCCGGGGACGGUGUGAGAGGUGGUAAGAUGGCGGCGGCGGCGGUGGAGUUCCAGAGAGCCCAGUCCCUGCUCAGCACCGACCGGGAGGCCUCCAUCGACAUCCUGCACUCCAUCGUGAAACGUGACAUUCAGGAAAAUGAUGAGGAGGCGGUGCAGGUCAAAGAGCAGAGCAUCCUGGAACUGGGAUCGCUUCUGGCCAAGACUGGACAGGCCGCAGAGCUUGGGGGACUCCUGAAGUACGUGCGACCCUUCUUGAACUCCAUCAGCAAGGCGAAGGCGGCUCGUCUGGUCCGAUCCCUGCUGGACCUCUUCCUUGACAUGGAAGCAGCCACAGGGCAGGAGGUGGAGCUAUGCUUAGAGUGCAUUGAGUGGGCCAAAUCUGAGAAGAGGACAUUCUUACGUCAGGCUCUGGAGGCGAGGCUGGUGUCGUUGUACUUUGAUACCAAGAGGUACCAAGAAGCAUUACAGUUGGGUUCUCAGUUGCUGAGAGAGUUAAAGAAGAUGGAUGACAAGGCUCUUCUGGUAGAAGUGCAGCUCUUGGAGAGUAAAACAUACCAUGCCCUGAGCAAUCUUCCCAAAGCGCGAGCUGCCUUAACGUCUGCUCGAACCACAGCAAAUGCCAUCUACUGCCCUCCUAAGUUGCAGGCUACCUUGGACAUGCAAUCAGGUAUCAUCCAUGCAGCAGAAGAGAAGGACUGGAAAACAGCGUACUCUUAUUUCUAUGAGGCAUUUGAAGGCUAUGACUCCAUUGACAGCCCCAAGGCCAUCACAGCACUGAAGUACAUGCUGCUUUGCAAAAUCAUGCUCAACACGCCAGAAGAUGUCCAAGCCUUAGUGAGCGGGAAGCUUGCACUGCGGUACGCAGGGAGGCAGACAGAAGCAUUAAAAUGUGUGGCUCAGGCUAGCAAGAAUCGAUCGCUGGCAGACUUUGAAAAGGCACUGACAGAUUACCGGGUAGAACUCCGGGAUGACCCUAUUAUCAACACUCACCUGGCUAAGUUGUAUGAUAACUUAUUGGAACAGAAUCUGAUCCGCGUGAUUGAACCCUUUUCCAGAGUCCAGAUUGAACAUAUAUCCAGUCUCAUCAAACUCUCUAAGGCCGACGUGGAAAGGAAACUGUCACAGAUGAUUCUUGACAAGAAAUUUCAUGGGAUCCUGGACCAGGGGGAGGGAGUCCUGAUUAUUUUUGAUGAACCUCCAGUAGAUAAAACGUACGAAGCCGCUCUGGAGACGAUUCAGAAUAUGAGUAAAGUAGUGGAUUCACUCUACAACAAAGCCAAGAAACUGACCUAGAGUUGGAUUUGGUAGCUGUCGUUUGGAGAGUGUGUGUGGCAGGAGAGUGAAACCUUUGGGGAAAAUGCUAGGAGAUUUUUUUUUCUUUUUGUUCUACUUUUCGCUCGGAAAGUUUUUAAAUUUCCUCAUUCGGUGCAUCUGUAUUCCAGCCGAUAGGUGUGCCAGUUUCCAUGUAAUCUUUACUGGCCCAACUUGGGAGUGGGGAAUAUUGUUUAAAAAAAAAAAAAGAAAAAAAAGAGGUUAUUCUAAAUAAAAAGAAAAAGGCUUACACUA
Vombatus ursinus (common wombat) is the source of this 1644-nucleotide messenger RNA. RefSeq names its product proteasome 26S subunit, non-ATPase 11 (gene PSMD11). Gene Ontology annotation, cellular component: proteasome regulatory particle, lid subcomplex. Gene Ontology annotation, biological process: ubiquitin-dependent protein catabolic process. The coding region runs from base 16 to 1371 and encodes 451 amino acids. NCBI's taxonomy places the organism in Eukaryota, Metazoa, Chordata, Mammalia, Diprotodontia, Vombatidae. Gene Ontology annotation, molecular function: structural molecule activity; protein binding. The transcript has 14 exons. The record is from RefSeq and is a predicted model, not a curated record.